Messenger RNA from Salvelinus namaycush (lake trout), 3249 nucleotides. RefSeq names its product autophagy protein 5-like. Gene Ontology annotation, biological process: C-terminal protein lipidation; cellular response to nitrogen starvation; nucleophagy. NCBI's taxonomy places the organism in Eukaryota, Metazoa, Chordata, Actinopteri, Salmoniformes, Salmonidae. The transcript has 10 exons. Gene Ontology annotation, cellular component: cytoplasm; Atg12-Atg5-Atg16 complex; phagophore assembly site membrane. The record is from RefSeq and is a predicted model, not a curated record. Bases 430 to 1257 code for a protein of 275 amino acids.
AAUUGUUUCAGCAUUGAAAAUACAAACCGACAUACAGUCAGGUUAAUGGCACUACUCUGGAUAUUUUGUCUCAGAUUACCUCCAACAUAAGGACAGAAAUCAGUGGACAACAGUUGCUGUCCAAUAGUGGCUGGAGGUUGCUGACCUGCUCCAGAAGGGUGGCCUGGGAAAGCAGGAAGUCCUCCUCUGUGGGGAGAAACAAGUGCAUGAGUUUGAGACUGGAGGCACAUACCAGGGAUGGAAACUGGAAGGCCCAAAGGUUACACCUCGUCAGCGAAAAGGGGGAUUUUCUUGCUUUUUUUCCUUGACAGGCGAAUGACAACACCACCACGGCCCUCUUCCUUCAUCGCAGCUGGUUACAAACGCUCUAGAAAAGUGGUUUAUAGCUAGAGAAUACUUCCUUUAUGUGCCACUGGGAGCGACAGGAGGAUGGCAGAUGACAAGGACGUGCUGCGAGAUGUUUGGUUUGGUCGGAUUCCGACCUGCUUCACACUUUACCAGGAUGAGAUCACCGAGAGAGAGGCCGAACCCUUCUAUCUCCUCCUGCCAAGGGUGAGCUAUCUGACUCUGGUCACAGACAAGGUGAAAAAGCACUUCCUGAAGGUCAUGAAGGCCGAAGACGUAGAGGAGAUGUGGUUUGAUUUCGAAGGAACGCCACUCAAAUGGCACUAUCCAAUCGGAUUGCUGUUUGACCUGCAUGCCUCCAACACUGCCCUGCCGUGGAGCAUCACUGUGCACUUUAAGAAUUUCCCAGAGCGUGACCUGCUCCACUGCCCCUCUAACUCUGUGAUCGAGGCCCACUUCAUGUCCAGCAUCAAGGAGGCGGAUGCCCUCAAACACAAGAGCCAGGUCAUCAACGACAUGCAGAAGAAAGACCACAAGCAGCUGUGGAUGGGUCUGCAGAACGAUAAGUUUGACCAGUUCUGGGCCAUGAACCGCAAGCUGAUGGAAUACCCCACAGAGGAGGGAGGCUUCCGCUACAUCCCCUUCAGGAUAUACCUGACGAUGAGUGACAGGCCGUUCAUCCAGAAGUUGUUUCGCCCCAUCUCGCCCGACGGCUACACACACACGCUGGGGGAUCUGCUGAAGGAGGUGUACCCCGUGGCCAUAUCCAACGACGACGAGUCCAAGCGCUACCAGGUGGUGAUCCAUGGGAUUGAGCCCCUGCUGGAGACCCCGUUGCAGUGGCUGAGCGAGCACCUCAGUCACCCUGAUAACUUCCUCCACAUCAGCGUCAUACCCGCGCCUAGCGACUGACACCCCUGGCAAAGUUUGGUAACACCCGGCAACUAGGAACGUUGCAAACUCCGAACGGACUCUUUAGAGAGCAGGAAAACUCACGUGACUGGGGGGGGGGAAGAGUGACGCAAUCGCAGUGUGACGUCAUCUCAUUCAACUUGUCUCACAAAGGAGCCCACCAGGAGAAAAUGUACCCUUCUGUUCUCCAUCUCUUUUCCUCUCCUCCUUCGCCCCCUGUCUCUUUUGGACCUUUACGUGUUUGGGGAAAGUUGUUCAGCCCAAAAUGUGGAAGGCCAAGCUGAAAGAGGGCUGAUCCGUUUAAAAAGAGAGGCAGUGAGAUGCCGCUUACCACCUCCUCUCCUCUUCCUCCUCCUAGAGAAAGAGACAGGGCCCCGACAUGCCUAGUGGGACCCCCUACAAACAGAAGUUGCCUUAGUUUUCCCGAGUCACAUCAUGCGCUACACGGCAGGACGUUCAUAAAGUCACACUGAGUUUACAUGGUUGUACUGUAUGCCACUGAGGAGUGAAAGGGGAUUUUUAAAGACACUUCACUUCUUCAUUCUUUCUCUCACUCUGUCUUUAUAUUCUCCAUCUUCCUCACUGAAUUUCCUGUCUCUUUCUUCUCUCUCUUCCUCCCUCCCCCUCUUUCUCUCUCGUGUCAUUUACUGCCGAUACUCUCAUCUCCAUAGCUAAUUUAUCUAUUGGAAUUCCUCCUGCUACUAAUGAGACCGCUAAACUUCUGUCUCCAUGCCAAGCCUUGGGGUUGUGUGUGUGUGUUGUAGUUAGAGACAUCAUUUAAAGUCUCAUAGAGGGGCAUGGAGGGGGUGAGGAAGGUGUGAAGAGUACGAAUGGAAUCCUGUCUGUCUUCUCUCUUCUGUGUCUCGUGUCAAAGGGAGAUGGAGCCAGACAUGUAAUUUGGAGUGUGUUGUUGCAGUCGAAGGGGAGGGAAACUUGUGAUGUCACACCUGUCUUAGCACGUCAGGCUUCCUCAUUCACCGCCUAGGAUGAUGGGAUAGGGGAGUUCACAGCUCUGAGUCAGGGCUGGGCUCGACGUGGGGUACUGUCUGAGGGGUAGGCAUGUGCAUAAGUGUGUGUAUGUACAUGUCUGUAUGGGUACUUUUUACAAAUUUUGUUGUUACAAAGUGGGAUUAAAAUGGAUUUCAUUGUCAUUUUUGGUCAAUGAUUGACACAAAACACUCUAAUGUCAAAGUGGAAGACAAAUUGUAACAUUUAUUAACAAAAUACAAAAAAAUUAAACACUACUAUAUCUUAAUAAGUAUUCUCCCCCCUGAGACUACAUGUUAGAAACACAUUUGGCAGUGAUUACAGCUGUGAGUCUUUUUGGCUAAGUAUAUAAGAGCUUUACACACCUGGAUUGUACAAUAUUUGCCCAUUAUUCUUUAAAAAAGUCUUCAAGCUCUGUCAAGUUGGUUGGCAAGCCAUUUGUAUGUCUUGCCAUACAUUUUCAAGCAGAUUUAAGUCAUAACUGUAACUAGGCCACUCAAGAACAUUCACUCUGUUCUUGGUAAGCAACUCCAGUGUAGAUUUGGCCUUGUGUUUUAGGUUCUUGUUCUGCUGAAAGGUGAGUUUGUCUCCCAGUGUCUGUUGGAAAGAACAUUGAAUCAGAUUUUGCCUGUGUUUAGCUGUAUUCUGUUUCUUUUUAUCCUGAAAAACUCCCUAGUCCUUGCUGAUGACAAGCAAACCCAUAACAUGAUGCAGCCACCACAAUGCUUGAAAAUAUGGAGAUUGGUAUUCAGUAAUGUGUUGUAUUGGAUUUGCCCCAAACAUAACGCUUUGUAUUCAGGACAAAAAGUUAAUUUCUUUGCCACAUUUUUUUGCAGUAUUAUUUAAGUGCCUUGUUGCAAACAGGAUGCGUGUUUUAGAAUAAUUUUAUUCUGUACAUGCUUCUUUUCACUCUGUCAUUUAGGUUAGUAUUGUGGAGUAUCUACAAUGUUGUUGAUCCAUCCUCAGUUUUCUCAUAUCACAACUAUUAAACUCUGUAACUGUUUU